Molecule: messenger RNA, 909 nt
Organism: Lodderomyces theae
Lineage: Eukaryota; Fungi; Ascomycota; Pichiomycetes; Serinales; Debaryomycetaceae
Exons: 4
Coding region: 1-909 (302 amino acids)
Source: RefSeq, a predicted model, not a curated record
AUGCAACAACAACAGAAGUUGGAACCGCAACAGCAAUCACAAUCGACGGAUCCUUCCACGAACCAAUUCAACUUAAGUGCCACCACUUUAGACGUCUCAACAGCGUCAGCAGCAGCAGCAGUCCUCACCAACCCAACUACCGCCUUCAGCACAUCAAUUCUCGACAACGAUGGCUCAUUUGAUUUACAGCAACAACAGCAGCAGCAUCGCCGCAUAAUCAACCUAAGUCAGUUUCCUACACCCAGAAUGUUCAUUCUUUCAUUCAGCUCUUCCAGCUUGGGGGAAGCAACAUGCUGGAGCUUCACCUCAACUAACAAAAUCAAUUUGUUUGUACAGUACUGCAAUACGGAGGAGUUGCAGGAGCAACAACAGAGUGGGGAGAAACUGCAGAAUGACUUGCCGCAACAGAUAGUUGAAAAUGAUAACGAGUUAUUGCAACUCUUCCUCACUACAAAAUCAACUGCCAAGAACACUAUUGAUACUGCAAAUGUUAGCUUGCAGGUGGAAACAAGAGGUAGGGAUUUGUGUUUAAAUUUGGCAUCCAAGGUUUGCAACAUCUUGCAAAAGGAGCAAUUGAACCAGGAAAUCGCAAGUCAACAGCGACAAGUCUGCUUCAUUUUGGAUAACAGUGAUUUUAAUGCAUUGACAAGCUUGCUAGAGAUUGAAACAAGGGGACUUCUUUCUGUACCAGUUGCGCCAAUUGAAAAUGGAUGUUUUGCAUGUUCAGACUGUGAUAAACCAGAUGUGCGGACGGAACAUGUCAAGCACUACAUCAGGUUGGUGCUGUCAAACAUCAGUUCAUACCAUUGCCAAUAUUGUGAACGCAAAUUCUCACGAUUGGAUAGCUCAGCACUGCGUAUGAAGAUACACUUUGAAGUUGGUGGCACUGGCAGAACCAACAUCGUUUAA